AGUCUUGCUUUACGGCCAGAUUUACAUCCGGGAUCGAGCGGCCAAUAAGGGAGGACUGAGGACAAGCCGCUAAGGUGACAGUAAAAAUGGCGGCGCCCUGCACUGCCUUUGGCCGGGUCUGGUCUCGCAGACUAGGAUGGAUGUCAGUGACCGAGAGUGUCCGGAGCUCUCUGAGACCUCAGUCCUCCCCGGGAUCGGCUAGCAGGCUGGUCUGGAGAGCCUACACCGCAAAGAGCUCCACCGGGGAGCCUGUUACCCACACCGGCCAGGUUUUUGAUGAGCACGACUACAGAAAAGUACGAUUUGUUGGGCGUCAAAAAGAGGUCAACGAGAGUUUUGCUAUUAAUUUGAUAGCGGAACAACCAGUGAAUGAAGCUGAAGAUAGAAUAGUAUCUUGUGAUGGAGGAGGUGGCGCUUUGGGACAUCCUAGGGUUUAUAUUAACUUGGACAAAGAAACAAAAACAGGAACCUGUGGAUACUGUGGACUACAGUUUAAACAGAAGCAUCAUCACUAAUAUGUCCAUAAUCUCUUUUGUUUAAUCCCUCUCCAAUAAAUAUGUAUUACUGAACACAACAGGUCCUCUUGCCUUACUGGUCUGCACAA
This is a messenger RNA of Pelobates fuscus (common spadefoot toad), 604 nucleotides long. RefSeq names its product NADH:ubiquinone oxidoreductase subunit S6 (gene NDUFS6). Lineage: Eukaryota; Metazoa; Chordata; Amphibia; Anura; Pelobatidae. Bases 87 to 515 code for a protein of 142 amino acids. Gene Ontology annotation, biological process: mitochondrial electron transport, NADH to ubiquinone. The record is from RefSeq and is a predicted model, not a curated record. The transcript is spliced from 4 exons.